Messenger RNA from Nematocida ausubeli, 1284 nucleotides. RefSeq lists its product as uncharacterized. The transcript has a single exon. Gene Ontology annotation, molecular function: monoatomic cation transmembrane transporter activity. The record is from RefSeq and is a predicted model, not a curated record. Gene Ontology annotation, biological process: monoatomic cation transport. The coding region runs from base 1 to 1284 and encodes 427 amino acids. Lineage: Eukaryota; Fungi; Microsporidia.
AUGAAGGAGAUGAGAGAGCUCAUCCCUAGCUUGUCUAUCUCACUGUGUGGUCUAUUUCUUAUGUCCAUGACUUUGCAUUUGCACCUGGAUGGACAGUAUAUUAAGCCAAUGCACUAUCUUUUCAUUCUUAACUCCAUGUUGUGCUUUAAGAAUAAUAUUGAGCUUAACUAUGCUGAUAUAAUGAGCAGUUGUGUUAAGAAGACACGGCGAUAUAGAGGGUCUAUUUCUUCCCUCUCCUUAAUCGAGUAUGUUUUUGACUCUGGUCUCAGCAUGUUUUUUGUCUCCACUGGCUUUAGCAUACUAAUAGGAAUAUUUUCAAAUUACAGAAAUAUCUUGGAAGUAUUCAUGCAGACAGAUAUCCAGAAGAAUCUGCUUCUGGUGUGUGGUACUAUUAGUGCAUCCUUCCUCUCUGGGGCAUGCAGUUGCAUAUGCACAUUUAUUUGUGUUGUAUUUUGCAUAUUCAUGAGUAUUUCCUUUGACUUUGACUCAGACAAUAUACUUCUCCCAGUAAUUGCCUCUUUGUCGGAUUACAUAUGCACUAUCUCUUUAAUAUACUUCUCAGAGAAUAUAUUCAUCUCAAUGGGAAAAAUGUACCCAUUGAAUACAGCAGAGCCAAUUACUGUGCCUGGCUUCUAUUCCCAAGUAUUUAUAACAAACACCCUUCUAAUAUGCAUGAUUGUUGCAAUAUUAGGUAUAAUAUAUACGCAAAUAGAAGGCACUCAGAAUCUGAAAUUAUUUGGAGCUUGGUCACUUGCUUUAUCCUUUGGGAUCACAAUGGUUGCAGGGCAUCUUAUAAAUGUUGUCUCUACAAAGGACGUAUGGAUGGGGUGUAUAAUCCCAUUGUUCAAUGGAAUUGCUGGGUCUGUCAUUCUGAUAUACGUUGGGAAGGUGACUACUUACAUUAGUGCACUUGAAAUUGAGGAGAACUUUGAUACCAUUUCAAUUAGCAGUGCGGAAGACACGAAGUCAGGCAGUUUUAUGUCAAACCCGAAUAACAUAAAGACACUCUACACUCUUAUAUGCACAGCCACCUUCUUGGCUGCUGCUGCCUGCUGUCUUCUAAAGCUUUUCUUCACUGCAAUUCCCUUUAUGUAUAUUCUUUUCUUUGGUGCCCUUCUGAAUGUAGAAAUAAUCCUUCUGUAUUAUACUACAAAUAUUCUUGUUAUUAUUCUGCAGUACUUUGAUAUGGAUGUCUCAUAUAAUAUUGUGCCAAUUCUAAAUGCACUCAGUGACUUAUUUGGAAUAUGCGUACUAGCAGGUGCUUCGUAUCUUGUCUUAGUGUGA